AUUCAUUGCCAUUCACACAAAAAUCCUUUCCGUCAAGUACUGUAAAGAAGAUUUCAAAUGGCCAAUGAUAAUUUGACAGCAAUAUUUUGCCGAGGUGAACUUCGCCUGGAAAACAAACCUGUGCCUGAACCUGCAGCAGAUGAGGUCCUAAUUGGAAUUCAUUCUGUUGGCAUUUGUGGUUCUGAUAUUCACUGCUGGAAAAAGGGGAGGAUUUGCAGUCUAACUUGUGAAGGUCCUUUGAUAUUAGGACAUGAAUCGAGUGGUACUAUCGUAAAAGUUGGUGAUAAAGUUCAAAACUUAAAACCGGGAGAUCGAGUUUGCAUCGAAUUCGGUAGACCCUGCAAAACGUGCGAAUUUUGUAAAAGUGGACGCUAUAAUCUUUGUGAACUUACGAAAUUCGGUGCACCUUUCGAUGGAUCUCUUUCACAAUAUUAUUGCCAGAUAGCGGACUUUUGUUUCAA
Messenger RNA from Stegodyphus dumicola, 461 nucleotides. Its product is annotated as sorbitol dehydrogenase-like. The record is from RefSeq and is a predicted model, not a curated record. Gene Ontology annotation, molecular function: zinc ion binding; L-iditol 2-dehydrogenase (NAD+) activity. Gene Ontology annotation, biological process: D-sorbitol catabolic process. Lineage: Eukaryota; Metazoa; Arthropoda; Arachnida; Araneae; Eresidae.